Messenger RNA from Eruca vesicaria subsp. sativa (arugula), 1170 nucleotides. NCBI's taxonomy places the organism in Eukaryota, Viridiplantae, Streptophyta, Magnoliopsida, Brassicales, Brassicaceae. The record is from the annotation of a GenBank genome assembly.
AUGAAGAGGAGCAUGUUUGAAAUUCUGAAGCUCUUAGACCUCCCUGAAGCGCCGUGGAACAACUUGGAGCAGUCUGCAGCAACAUUGACGUUUGGCCCGCGGGACGGCCCAUUUCUCAUCAAUGAAUCACCUAACCAAAAGUUCGUUGUUACAGAAAUUUCCUUUGAGGUCAUCAAACGAUCAACGGCCGCGGAGGAGAUUGAGAGAAUCUACCGCCGAGAACCUCACGACUCUUCCAUUGAUAUCUCUCACCAGAAUUGCAUCGAACCAACGAUUAUCCCCGAGCAAUUAACCGUCGCGAAGCCAAUCGUUGCAACAGAUCCUCCUCCUCCUCCUCCUCCAUCUUCUCCUGCUCCCCUCCACGAGAACAAGUUUCUCGUAUCUGUGGAGGUUUGCUUAAAGCCAUCAAGCACAGGCUUGUCUCGAGGAUGUUCAGAGAGCUGUAGACCGUUGUUCAAGGAAUGGGUGAAGAAUAAUGAUGUGCUCUUGUUCUGGCAAGUUAAGCCUGUUGUCCAUGCCUUUCAGUUAACUGAGGAAGGACCAUGUGAGGAACUCGGCCCUGAUGGACAAUGUUCUAGCUUUAAUGAAUUGAUUCUUCCUGCUAAGGAGUUUGAUGGCUUAUGGAAAAGCUUGAUAUAUGAAUCUGGACUUAAGCAACGGUUACUACGUUACGUCGCAAGAAUGAGUGAGCAAGAAGCUUUGGAUUAUCGUCACAGUUUGGGGAUUCGUGUGUCGGGUUUCGAUGUUCCUAGACCUGUGAAGACCUUUGAGGAUUGUGGCUUUUCCUCACAGAUCAUGAGUGCUAUCGAAAAGCAAGCUUAUGAGAAGCCAACAACUAUCCACCUGAGCUUCAGAGAGAAUAAUGUCCUAUUGGUGUCAUAUGUGCUCCAACCAGAGAACUCGCUCAUCAGAUUUACUUGGAAGCUAAGAAAUUCUCUAAAGCGUAUGGGUUGUGAGUCUCUGCUGUGUAUGGUGGAAUGGGGAAGCAUGAACAGUUUAGAGAACUCAAGGCGGGAUAUGGGACUAAGGCAAAUACGAGAGAACUGCCUGCAACCAAAUGAGGAAACAGUAAGAUCGUUUACAUUUUUCAGAAUGAACGAGAAGAUCUUUAGGGUCAAGAACUGGAACAACGUUGUCCCAUUCGUUAGGCAGAUGAGUGCGGAUGUGUAA